Messenger RNA from Nelumbo nucifera (sacred lotus), 1663 nucleotides. Its product is annotated as B3 domain-containing protein At3g19184-like. Gene Ontology annotation, molecular function: DNA binding. NCBI's taxonomy places the organism in Eukaryota, Viridiplantae, Streptophyta, Magnoliopsida, Proteales, Nelumbonaceae. The record is from RefSeq and is a predicted model, not a curated record.
UGCUUUAAUGGUUUUUGUGGGUUGUGACAAUCAUUCAAUCCACCUUUCUUCAGGAGGAAUCCAUUUGAACCCAAAGAGUGGUACCAAGACAUAUCUAUGCAUGCUUCCCGCUUUGUCAUCCAUUAACAGGGUUUAUCAUAGAACAAUGGAUGAAGGAUGAUCCAUCUACCUGAGCUGAAACCAUUGAAUCCGGUAGCUGGUCUCUACACUCUACUACACUACCACCACUCCAGUACCACAAAUCCCCCCUUCCUUGGCCGCAUGUCAGGAUUAUUCUGUUCAGAACGGGGAUAUGACUAUCAAAUCAAGGGCUUUUUCGUCAGAACAUCAAGGGAUACAGUAGUCUGGUGUUGUGUGAUUAGAUGGGCCGACCGGCUGGUAAUUUGAGUUUUGACACUCUCUCUCUCUCUCUCUCUCUCUCUGUGCCGGCCGCUCCUCAACCCGAAGCAAAAGGCUCUCUGACUCCCUCGUCCCGUACAUUAGUCACUCUCCACGGUCCAAGUCUCCAGUCUCUUCGAAAUUUAAAAAUAUGCGGGAGCUCAACGGUCGACUCUAGCAAUUUCUUUCUGAUUAGAGCGAACGAGAGGGUGGGUGUUUCUUUGAUUCUUUCUACAUUUCCCUCUCGCUUUCCUUUCCUUUCUUCCCUUCUUCUCUUUCUGCGCGCACGCGUGUUUGUGUGUGUGAGAGAGAAAGAGUUUGAACUUUGAACUGCUCAAAAAUGGUGAAGGCUAAACCAACAACCUACGAGGAUUUGCGUCGACAGAGAUUAGAGGAGAACAAGAAGAGGAUGGAGGACCUCAACCUUACUCAGCUCGCUCAGACUCUCCGCAAUGCCAGCCCCAAACCCUCACCGGUAAAGCAAAUGAAGCCACGGACACUUCGCCCGCAAGUAGAUUUGGCCGCAGUAAGAAGGUCGACUCGUGUCGCCAAUAAGCCCCCUCCCAAUUACAAGGAAGUAACGGUAGAUCAUAUAGAGAGGCCUAGAAGAAGCUAUAAGAGGAGGGAUUUGUCAAAUCGCGUGUACGCUUCAGACGAGGCCAGAUCUUAUGCCAUAGAGAGAGCAGAAAAAUUACUAGAAAAUCUAGAACCCGAAUACCCAAGCUUUGUGAAGACAAUGCUCCAAUCUCAUGUGACUGGCGGAUUUUGGUUGGGACUUUCUGUCCAGUUCUGCAAGAUGAACCUUCCAAAACGUGAUGAAACAAUUAUUUUGGAAGAUGAGAAUGGAGAAGAGCACCCAACAACAUUCCUGGCACAGAAAACAGGACUAAGUGCUGGAUGGAGAGGGUUUGCAAUUUCACACGAAUUGGUUGAUGGGGAUGCUCUAGUUUUCCAGCUAGUUAAGCGCACAACUUUUAAGGUAUAUAUAAUACGGGUGAAUGAUCAUGAAGAAGUUGACAAGACUUCAAGUGUUACAAAUGUUGGUGCAAAACGUAUCAAUGCAGGUAAAAGAUAGCAAUCGUGGUCGGUAUUGCAUAAAUUUUGUUAAUUCUCCGUUUAUGGGAAAGAAAAUUUGGUGCACGUUGUUAUUGUCUUCUAUGAUCUCAUUGUAAACAUCCAAAAAGACAUGUUUUUGAUGUUUGCACAUCUUUAACAACCAUUUACUACAAGUCUCUACAACAACGAUAAUCUCUCCUGCAAUACUCAUGUGGUGCGUGACUUAUUA